CAUUAUCUAGGGAGUAGAAAUGGUUAAACAUUAGCCAGUAAGUAGGAAUGGUUAACCACCAGAAUGGGAGUGCCACCUGUUAGCCAGUAGACAGGAAUUUGAUAUAUAAUGUUUACCACCUUCCCCUUUAGGGCACUGGAAGAUUCAGGACGUGCUUAGGCAGAGGAGUGGCAAGCCAUGAGUUCCAAACAGCAGUUUGUCAAACUAAAUGAUGGCCACUUCAUUCCUGCUCUGGGUUUUGGCACCUAUAAACCCCAAGAGGUUCCCAAGAGUAAGUCACUGGAAGCUGCAAACCUAGCUAUAGGUGUUGGAUUACGCCAUAUUGAUACUGCUUUUGUGUAUCAAGUAGAAGAGGAGGUAGGACAGGCCAUUCAAAGCACAAUUAAAGCUGGCAUUGUAAAGAGAGAAGACAUGUUCAUCACUACAAAGCUUUGGUGCACUUGUUUUCGGCCAGAGCUGGUCCAGCCUAGUUUGGAAAAAUCACUGAAAAGACUUCAACUGGACUAUGUUGAUCUUUACCUUAUGCAUUUCCCAGUGCCCAUGAUGCCAGGGGAUGAUGAUUUUCCAAAAGAUGACCAAGGAAAAGUACUACUGGACACAGUGGAUUUCUGUGUCACGUGGGAGGCAUUGGAGAAGUGUAAGGAUGCAGGAUUGGUCAAGUCUAUUGGGGUGUCCAACUUUAACCACAAGCAGUUAGAGAGAAUCCUGAAUAAGCCAGGACUUAAGUACAAGCCUGUCUGCAAUCAGGUUGAAUGUCAUCUUUAUUUAAACCAGAGUAAGCUGCUGGAUUACUGCAAAUCAAAAGACAUUGUUCUCGUUGCUUAUGGUGCUCUGGGAACACAACGAUAUAAAGAAUGGGUGGACCAGAACUCUCCAGUUCUCUUGAAUGAUCCAGUUCUUUGUGAUGUGGCCAAAAAGAACAAGCGAAGCCCUGCCCUGAUUGCACUUCGAUACCUGCUUCAGCGUGGGGUUGUGCCCCUGGCCCAGAGUUUCAAAGAAAAUGAGAUGAAAGAGAAUUUGCAGAUUUUUGAAUUCCAGUUGUCUCCUGAGGAUAUGAAAACCCUAGAUGGCCUGAACAAAAAUUUUCGAUAUCUUGCAGCUGAGAUUUUUGUGGAACACCCUGAAUAUCCAUAUUCUGAGGAAUAUUAACACCGAGACCUAAUCAUGGCUAUGACUCUGACUGAAGUUAUGGUGUGUGGACAGUGAUGUUGGUGAUGGGACUCAGAUGCUGUUUGGUGGAUGCCUCAUUUCCUGUCAAUCUAGGCUGCUUAGCAACUCUCACAUUCAGCUGAAACUCCGGCUAACAGUCUUGAAAAAAGGGGAUUUAAUUUUCAUGAUG
This is a messenger RNA of Peromyscus californicus insignis, 1339 nucleotides long. RefSeq names its product aldo-keto reductase family 1 member C13-like. Gene Ontology annotation, biological process: steroid metabolic process. Gene Ontology annotation, cellular component: cytosol. The transcript is spliced from 9 exons. The coding region runs from base 178 to 1149 and encodes 323 amino acids. The record is from RefSeq and is a predicted model, not a curated record. NCBI's taxonomy places the organism in Eukaryota, Metazoa, Chordata, Mammalia, Rodentia, Cricetidae. Gene Ontology annotation, molecular function: aldose reductase (NADPH) activity; ketosteroid monooxygenase activity; steroid dehydrogenase activity.